AUGUAUGUCAAGAUAGAGAAUACAAGGCUUGACUAUCUACGCAAUAACCAGUCAACCAUUAGAGCUGAUUUAUGUCAAGGAAUCCUUGAUUCUUUAGAUAGUGGAGAAACUAAAGUGCACAAUGUUGGUCAAAGAGUAAUCCUGCCUCCAAGUUUCAUAGGAGAUCCUCGGGAUAUGAAAAAACGGUAUCUUAAUGCCAUGGCUUUGGUGCAGAGAUUUGGUAAGCCUGAUUUGUUUGUCACGAUGAAAUAUACUUCUAACCCUAUUCUUUGCAGGAUUGUUCUAGCACACAUGAUGCAUGGUCCAUGUGGCUCAUUAAAUCCGCAUUGUCCAUGUAUGAGGAAAGAAGGGAAAAAGCUAAGCUGUAAGAAUAAAUUCCCUAGACCAUAUGCAUCUGAAACAAGUACAAAUAAGGAUGUUAAUUCUAUAUACCGAAGAAGAAACACUGGGGAAAAUGUCAUUGUUCGUGGUGCACAGCUAAACAACCAAUGGGUGAUUCCUUACAAUCCUUAUUUGUCUAUGUUGUUUGAUUGUCAUAUUAAUGUCGAAGCUUGCUCUACAAUCAAGGCAGUAAAAUAUCUCUAUAAAUAUGUUUACAAGGGACAUGACAGGAUUUCUUAUAAUGUUCACCUUGCUGAUGAUGAUUCUGUAGAUGAAAUUGAACAAUAUCAGCCAGGAAGAUAG
This is a messenger RNA of Chenopodium quinoa (quinoa), 684 nucleotides long. RefSeq lists its product as uncharacterized. Bases 1 to 684 code for a protein of 227 amino acids. The record is from RefSeq and is a predicted model, not a curated record. The transcript has 2 exons. NCBI's taxonomy places the organism in Eukaryota, Viridiplantae, Streptophyta, Magnoliopsida, Caryophyllales, Amaranthaceae.